GCAGCGGAUAAUCCCCGCCCGCAGUCACGCAGCAGACAUGGCGGAGUACAGCCAGGCGGGGCUCCUGGCGGCUCUGCUCCUCUUCACGGCUCUCACGCUCCGCGACGUUUACCUCGGAAGGUCGAGCCUGCACCGUGGACACCCGCAGGAAGACAGUCCCGGCCUGUCCCCUCCGGACACAGAGCCCGGGAAACCCGCCAAGCCCUCCCUGUACACCGGGCCGGUGCUCAGGUUCCAGUACUGUAUCUCCUGAGGUUACAGCAAAGUGUUCCAGGACUACUCUCACGCCAUCAGUAAGCUGUACCCGGACAUCCGCAUCGAGGGAGAAAACUACCCCCCGACACCCUUCAACAGGUGUGUGGGUAACCUGAUCUCCUACCUGAAGCUCCUCUCCAUCCUCCUGAUCGUCAGCGGUCAGAACCCCUUCCUCCUGCUUGGCCUUCAGACUCCCAGAGCCUGGACCUGGAGUCAGGAUAACAAGAUCUUUUCCUGUCUCAUGGCGUUCUUCUUCUGCAACAUGAUGGAGACUCACUUCUUGUCGACCGGAGCCUUUGAGAUCAGCCUGAAUGAUGUCCCGGUGUGGUCGAAGCUUCAGUCCGGUUACGUCCCCAACAUCCAGGAGAUCUGUCAGAUCCUUGACAACCACCUGAAGAUGAACCAGGUGGAUCACAUGACCUUCUCCUCCACUUAGAGCUGCACACACAGCUGUGCUGCCUUCAGGUGUCCCGGCUCAGUGGGACGUUCACCGCUGGCGUUCAUGAAGGUCCGGCCCUAAAGCAGACUCUGUGGGGCCUGGCCAGAUGUCUCCCGCCACGAAACGAGCGCUCCCUCUGCACCUGAUCACAGCUCAGCACUACAGUACCCACAAUGCACCUGUCAGCAAGAGUCCCCUGUGCUCACAGACAGGCUGAGGACUCUGCUGGUUUCUAACUGGUUUCUGUGGGUUCAGGUUUAUUUUAUUUAUUUGGUUUGAACAGAUUUUUCAGCAGGAACAUGAAACUGUGGUGCUGCUGUUACUUUCACUCUCAUCAGCCAUAGACAUGAGACGAAUAAAUAAAAUGUGGUUUAAAUAA
Messenger RNA from Toxotes jaculatrix (banded archerfish), 1073 nucleotides. RefSeq names its product selenoprotein T, 2 (gene selenot2). Lineage: Eukaryota; Metazoa; Chordata; Actinopteri; Toxotidae. The transcript has 6 exons. Gene Ontology annotation, cellular component: endoplasmic reticulum membrane. Gene Ontology annotation, biological process: cell redox homeostasis. The record is from RefSeq and is a predicted model, not a curated record. Gene Ontology annotation, molecular function: thioredoxin-disulfide reductase (NADPH) activity.